Messenger RNA from Ipomoea triloba (trilobed morning glory), 1365 nucleotides. Its product is annotated as arogenate dehydratase/prephenate dehydratase 1, chloroplastic-like. The record is from RefSeq and is a predicted model, not a curated record. Gene Ontology annotation, biological process: L-phenylalanine biosynthetic process. The coding region runs from base 7 to 1101 and encodes 364 amino acids. Gene Ontology annotation, cellular component: chloroplast; cytoplasm. The transcript has 11 exons. Gene Ontology annotation, molecular function: arogenate dehydratase activity; prephenate dehydratase activity. Lineage: Eukaryota; Viridiplantae; Streptophyta; Magnoliopsida; Solanales; Convolvulaceae.
AAAUACAUGGCUUUGAACGCUGUUCCAAUCUGGGUUUCUUGUGCUAAUCAACGUUGUAAUCAGUAUACUCCAAGUUGUGGUUCUCACGUAGUCCAGUCUUGGCGAUUAGGCUCUGGGGAUGGGUUCUUGAAUCGUCUGCGCCUGCGUCAGAAAUGGGGUUGCUCGGAUUUGAAUUCUCUUCCAAAACCCUUGACAGCAACUGAUUUUUCAUCCACUUCUAAUGAUGGUUCAAAAGUCAAGGUUGCUUAUCAGGGGAUUCCUGGUGCGCAUAGUGAGGCUGCUGCACUUAAAGCAUACCCAAACUGUGAGACUGUCCCAUGUGACCAGUUUGAGGCUGCAUUUAAGGCAGUUGAACUAUGGUUAGUGGACAAAGCAGUGCUUCCCAUCGAGAACUCUGUAGGCGGUAGCAUCCAUCACAACUACGAUUUGCUUCUUCGCCAUAGGCUGCAUAUAGUGGGAGAAGUUCGAUUGCUCAUUAACCACUGCCUUUUAGGAUUGCCCGGAGUCAGAAAGGAAGAGCUGAAGCGCGUUUUGAGCCACCCUCAGGCAUUGGAUCAAUGUGAGAUGACACUUAGUAAGUUUGGCAUUGUUAGGGUCAGUGCUGAUAAUACUGCAGGUGCUGCUCAGAUGGUAGCCUCUGAAGGGGCGAGAGACACCGGGGCAGUGGCAAGCGCUCGAGCUGCAGAAAUUUAUGGCCUCGAUGUAGUUGCAGAGCGCAUUCAAGAUUACUCGGACAAUGUUACCCGAUUUCUAAUACUUGCAAGAGAACCGAUGAUCCCCAGAACAGAUAGGCUACAUAAGACUAGCAUCGUUUUCACCUUAGAAGAAGGACCUGGAGUUCUGUUCAAAGCCUUAGCCUGCUUCUCCCUCAGAGACAUUAAUUUGUCUAAGAUUGAAAGCCGGCCACAAAGAAAGUGGCCAUUAAGAAUAGUAGGCGACGAUUCCAAUAAGCGAAGUGCAAAGUACUUUGAUUACCUCUUUUACAUAGACUUGGAAGCAUCAAUGGCAGAGCCACGCGCACAACAUGCUUUGAGACAUUUACAGGAAAUUGCCAAAUUUAUUCGAGUCCUCGGUUGCUACCCUAUGGAUGGCAGUCUGUAAAAAUUCAAGAUGACACCAAGUUGCAUAUACAUGCGAUCCUGUGAGCAGAUUUUCAGUGGACCAGUGCAGAAAUGUGAAUGAAAUUAGUGCAAUAUAAUGUUGCUUUUUGUGUCUAAUUUUGUAUUGUGGGUCAAAAAUGUUGUUUCCAGAAUCCAGAUAAAUAUAAAUAAUCCUACCAAAGAAGAGUGAAUCUGAUGCACUAUGGCAACAGAUCCCAUUAAGAACCAUUCUUUUGCAUUAUGGAAACGUACAGAUUCCGAUCAA